UAUGAGAACUAACGACCCCAGAAACUAACUUCCAAAGUGCUCUGUUCUCAGUUGAUCAUCAUGGGAACGGAUUAUCAUAGUGUGAAUCAAACUGAUAGCAAAACGACUAAUCCUGAAUUCAAAGCGACCAGAUCAUGUUGUAGCUGUAAGUGCUGGUGCUUCACUUGUUGCAUAUUGUUGGUGAUUGUUAUCGGUAUCGCAGUUGGACUCUAUUUUGUGUUCGAUGGCAUUGGAUUCUUCAGCGCUAACAAGAUUAAGUUGGACAAUGAUGGUGAAUGGGACAAAAAGCUGACGAGUCCUGUUGGAAAGUCGGCACAAAUCCUUAGUCUCGAAGACAUUUCCGGCGAAUAUGAGCUGGUCAGUUUCGAUAAAGGGUUUGAAAACUUUCUCAAGGCCAUGGGCAUCCCGUUUUUUGUUCUACCAAUUAUUCUGAGUACCACAGAAACUUUACACAUUAAUGCUACUCAUGAUGGCAAAUGGUCCAUAACCAGAGAUAUGGGUUUUAUGAAGAAAACCAACGAUUUCGAAUUGGAAGAGGAAUUUGAAUUGGAAUGGGGCCGCAAGAGUGGCAUCAUGCAUAGUACUUGCUCGUUUGAAGCAAUGAACAACACGUUGAUCUGCAUAUCAGAGGAAAAAGCCAAAGGCUGGAACUUUGUGGACAAGAUGAUCUUUUCUGAGUUGGGUAUGAUCAACGACAAAUACUUCAAGGAAGAUGACAUUCGGGCCAAAAAAUAUUACCAGAGAAAGUAUCUGCCUGAGGGACAAGCUUUUGAUAGUCCGGAUAUGCCACCAAGGACCGAGCCGCCUGUGGAAGAUUCACCAUUUUCGAGUGAAGACGACGGUUGGGAUAACGACGGGUUUUUCGAUUUCGACGAACAACCCGAUACUACGGGAGUUCCAAAUAGAUAAAGGAAGUGGACGAAAAGCGUCAGAAUUGUGGACUGUAUCUAAAUCACACGAAUUGAUGAUCUUUUUUUCGGUGGGUAAUUAAGAUCACGUGAAUAAAAUCCCGUGUAUAAACACU
Tigriopus californicus is the source of this 1024-nucleotide messenger RNA. RefSeq lists its product as uncharacterized. The coding region runs from base 61 to 909 and encodes 282 amino acids. The transcript is spliced from 4 exons. Lineage: Eukaryota; Metazoa; Arthropoda; Copepoda; Harpacticoida; Harpacticidae. The record is from RefSeq and is a predicted model, not a curated record.